GUUGGAGGUAGACUGUAGCCAGCAGCAUGAUUCUACUCACACUUGGACUAUAUUUUCCACUCCUCUGCUAUGUGUCGUCAUUUUCGUACGUGGAUAACAUUUUUCCUGUACCAACAGAUUUCCAGUUGCUGGAAACCAGAAAGAAAUUCAACCCCUGCUGUUUACUGAGUCCACCUCCGCCCCCUCUCUUCCCCCCACCCCCUUCACUGUGGUGGUGGACACCUCUGAAUGAUAAUGGCAUUAAACCAAAUGAAGGGAACUCAGAAGAAAUGCACAAUCCUACAAGCCAAACAUGUUCCCCGGGGCCCCCAGGAACAGCAGGACCUCCUGGCCCUCCAGGUCCUCCUGGACUGCCGGGACCAAAGGGACCAAAGGGAGAUAAGGGUGAAAUUGGAAGACCUGGACAAAAGGGACGCACUGGCCCUCCUGGCCUCCCAGGGCGACAGGGACCAAGCGGAUGGCAAGGACCAGCUGGACCCAAAGGAGAGAAAGGUGACCCUGGGCUGAUGGGCAUGCCUGGGGCAAGAGGACCAAUUGGACCCAAGGGGCUACCUGGAUAUAAGGGUGAAAAAGGCUCACAAGGUUUCAGAGGGGAAAUUGGCUUAAAAGGUGACAGGGGAUCAAUGGGUCUUCCUGGAAUGCUUGGCCAGAAGGGUGAAAUGGGCCCAAAAGGAGAACCCGGAAGCUCAGGGAACAGAGGACCCACUGGCCGUCCAGGAAAAAGAGGAAAGCAGGGUUCAAAAGGUGACAAUGGUGCAGUUGGGCCCAUGGGACCUGCAGGGCCUCAUGGGCCCCCUGGUCACCCUGGCCCUCCUGGAUUGCCUGCUUCAGGACUGUACAUGGUAGGACAGAAAGGGGAGAAGGGACAACCUGGCAGCUCAGGACGUUGCAGCUGCAAUGCCCCCUCGAGUGCCAACAAACCCUCCACUGAUCACCACUUGCUCUGGGGCAGCUAUCCCAGAGUACCAGCGAUAUUUGUGGUGAAUAAUGAACAGGAGCUGAACCGUCUCCAGACUGAUAACGCUCUGGCGUUCCGUAAAGAUCAGAGGUCACUUUACUUCAAAGACAUUGAUGGCUGGAUGCCAAUUCAGUUAACCCCCUUUCAGUUGAUGGAGCGUGAUCCUGACCAGGAGGGUUUCUGCGGAGACGGCGUCGUGCAAGUUGAGAACGGAGAGGAGUGUGAUGAUGGAAAUAAGGUGGUCACAGAUGGCUGUGUCAAGUGCAAACUUGCAUAUUGUGGGGAUGGCUAUCGCUAUGAAGAUGCAGAGGAGUGUGAUGGGAAGGACUUUGGCUUUCACACUUGCAGAUCAUUUUUGCCUGGAUCUUAUGGACAUCUCAAGUGCACAUCUGACUGUUUCAUUGACUCAACAAACUGCAAAUAUUUUACAUGAAGACACAAAAAGUAGUGUCACUUUUCAACUGGCAAGUCACGAGAUCCAUAUUAAUGACAACACUGAAAACCAUAGAUUCAGCAGACGAACUGAGCGUAGAUUAUCAACAGUAAUCAUCACUAGUAUAUUAUCUGAACACCUUUGUUGCCGAGUUGCCACGUUUCUCACUUGAGAAAGGAAUGCUCAGCAAAGCCAUGGUUCUCACACAGGACCUCUCGCUUGUGGUCUUAAGAACUCUAACAGGACUUCAGACAUCUUUCUCCAUUCAUUCAGCCUCUGCUACAUGGUGCUUGGCCCUGGUUUCAAAUCUGGCCACCAUGGUUGGCAGCACUAAGAGGAAAUAGGAGAGUUGCAUGUCUCUGGGAAGUAAAGGACUCCUCAUUACCUCAGCGUAGUACUGUUUCCAUUUUCUCCUGGUCCAUCACAUCUUCCCUCACACAGGGUGCUGUGUAUGAAUGCAAUGUGAUGUUUUUACUGUAGUACUUUGCAUGGGGCUGAAUUUGCAGUAGCUGUGUCAGCAGAACUUAUUACCAAGACAUUGACCAGAUCAAGACAAGAUUACGCAUGUUUUCAUUAAUUAAGCAAAACUGGUGCCAAAGAAAAACCUAAAAUCACCUCUGCUAAACUAGUCUAUCUGACAAGCUUAGACUAGCAUGAAGUUCCAUGCUAAUCCAGACUGGUUUCUGUUGGUUAGGGCUGGAUUGGUUCUGGUCUAGCUGGUGGACCAACAAACCAAAACUUAACUGGUGAUGGUGGUCAACCAGCAUAGUCAUUCUAAGUAAAAUGGUUGGUUAUGGAACUAUUGCUGGUUAAGCUAGUUAUGAAGCCUGCUGGGGAUCUACAUGCUGGUCCAUUCAGCAGGGACAGUAUUUGGACUAGAUUAACGCUGAUAUACUUACAGUUGAGUAGGCUCCAGUUUUUUUAAACAAACAAUACUACUGUAUAUUAAAGUUGCUUAAAAAAUGUUCCGGGUUCAAUACAAGUUAAGCGCAGCAUUUGUGGCAUUAAUUUGAUUACCAUAAAACAAUCUCGACCUGUGUAUUUUAAUUCAUAAAAAAUCUGGGUUACAGUGAGGCACUUACAAUGGAAGUGAAUGAGGCCAGUCCAUAAACAUUAAAAUGCACACGGUUUCAAAAGUAUCGCCACAAGACAUAAACAUUAUCCAUGCUAACUUGAUUUAAGUAAAAUAAAAUGGCUUACUAACUAUAUCUAUGUAAUGUUUUAUCCAAUAUUACAACUUUGUUGUCAUGACGAUGUAACCACAAUAAACCCUGUUAUCUGGUAAAUGUCCUAAUGCCAGUAAAUCACUGAUUUGAUCACAUUAAAAUCAUGGUAACACAUAUAAUGUUUAUGUCAUGUGGAUGUACACUCAUUGAGCACUUUAUUACGAACACCUAUUAUGGCUACUUAUUCAAGCAGUGCAAAGCAUAAGAUCAUGCAGAUACGGGCCAGGAGCUUCAGUUAAUGUUCACAUCAACCAGAUGAGAAAACAUUUAUUAUCGCAGUGAUUUCGACCAUGGCAUGAUUGUUGGAUCCAGACGGGGUGGUUUGAGUAUUUCUGUAACUGCUGGUCUACUGGGAUUUUCUAGAAUUUACUCAGAAUGGUACCAAAAAAUAAAAACAUCCAGUGAGUAGCAGUUCUGUGGAUGGAAAUGCCUUGUUGAUGAGAGGUGUCAAUGGAGACUGGCCAGACUGGUUUGAGCUGACAGAAAGGCUACAGUAACUCAGAUAACCACUCUGUACAAUUGUAGUGAGCAGAAUAGCAUCUCAGAAUGCACAACAUGUUGAACCUUGAGGUUGAUGGGCUACAACAGUAGACAACAAUUUUUGGCACUUAUUUAGGACCAUAGUGUUCCUAAUAAUGUUCUUAGUGAGCAUACUUCGAAACAGUAUAUAUUUGAAUGUUUUUGCACUGGCCCCAUUCACUUCCAUUGUAAUUGUCUUACUGUAACCAUACCUUUUUCUUUUCUUUUAAAUAAACAAGGGAUGAGUCUAAUUGUUUUUUGUGUUAAUCUAAAUUAUUCAACAAAUGCUGUCGAUUGUGCUUAACAUGUAUUGGACUAUGGAAACAUUGUAAGACCCUCCUCUCCAGGUACUCAGUGGGGGCUCUUUUGCAGUUAUCUUGCAGAAGACAUAGUGUACCAUUUCCAUUCAUAUCUCAGGAAACCACUUAAAGAUAAGCCAGAACCUCUCCACCUCCAUGUGUGGAAUGGGGUGCACAUAUUCCACAAUUUAGCCUUGUUCAAUGCUUUUCUCGUAAUUUAAGGGCAUGCUUGUAUUGUUGAAGCAAACCCGAUUUAUUUGUUUGGUUAUGGGUCAGAUCUUCAAUUAGGGAGAAAAAAACAAAACAUGUGAAGGCUCUAAAGCUGUUAUUGAAAUAUAUUUACUGUAUGCUAUUGCAGAGGUAGCAUUUUGCUGCUAUUCUGGCUAAAGACUGUUGGAUUAAGGCUGGACUGUUUAUGCUGUCAUUGAUGUUUAAAGGCUUUAAAUGGAUUUAUACCCAGUGUCAAAGUCCAGUUUGAAUGUACCUCAGCAUAUACAGCAUGCUUUAGCCUUUUGUGGCUACAGGACCUAAGGUUUAGCAUCCAGCAUUCAGCACUUACUUAACUGUUUUAUUCAAUGAUAGCUAUAGCUUAAGUAUCUGUGAUUUACAAGACUUUUUUGAUCAACUCAAAGCCAGUUUUCCAUAAGCUAUGUGGUGCAUUUGCUACAGAAACCUCUUUGCUUACCUUUCUUGGGGUGAUAUUCCUGACGUAUCUGUAGAUUUCAUGUAAAAUAUUAUAUGGAAAUGAAAAUAAUAUGGAAUUAAGUGUCUUGAUUACUUUGGUGUAACUGCAUGUUCUUAUUAUUGUAUACUCUUGUUAAAAAGAGCAGAAUUGCCAAAUUUCAAUGCAUUGAUGCCUUAUAACAGGAGUUUCACUAAAAGACUGUAUUUAGCUUGUAACUCACUGUUAUCCUCACACUUGUACAAACUGAGAAGAAAAGAUGCUAACAUCAAAUAUUGCAAAAACAAAUAGAAAUAAGAAUGAAUGUUUUGUCCUAGUGUACUGUAAAGGCUCAUUCGUAUUAAACCAUGUUUGAUACUGUCCUGUGACAAUGUUAAAAUAAAGCUUGAA
Messenger RNA from Xyrauchen texanus (razorback sucker), 4507 nucleotides. Its product is annotated as acetylcholinesterase collagenic tail peptide-like. The record is from RefSeq and is a predicted model, not a curated record. The transcript is spliced from 17 exons. The coding region runs from base 27 to 1391 and encodes 454 amino acids. NCBI's taxonomy places the organism in Eukaryota, Metazoa, Chordata, Actinopteri, Cypriniformes, Catostomidae. Gene Ontology annotation, molecular function: heparin binding.